CCAACAAGUCGUGAAAGAGUUUCUGGACUUGUCAGAUUGAACAGACGUAGAGUUAGAUCUACAGUUUCAAGCAUACGGAGUUGGUCAGCCUGGCCUAAUGGAGAGUAUAAGCCUGGCGUCUAUGGAAAGAGAUGGUACCUUGGUUUCUUCUCUUUUGGUCUCCUAGGAAGUGGAGGAAGCCUCCUAUUGCUUAUGCAAAAUCUUUCUUUGCACCAGUCUGCAGUAGUAGAACCUGAAAACUGUAGAUACAGAAAAUGGAGAGCUCAACUGGGCAAAAUGUUUCAGCCCACUGAACCUGUUGCUGCAUUUACAGACUUCGAGGAAUGGUUCACUUUUCAAUAUGUGUCAUUUACAUCAGCAAGAGAUGUUCCUUGGGGAGAUGAGUCUGAGGCUGGUCAGGAAAAACACUUUUUGGGGUGGCUGUUUCCAUGGGAGCUAUCCAAAAGCGACAAUCCAUGGGUGCUUCUGCAGUUGACAAAGUCCACCAACUUCUGGAUCAGACAGAUGGGCGUGGCAUCCCUUGCUAGUAAACUUCACUGGGAAGACUACAAGUACAGAGGUAUUGCUCAAGCUUGCGAGCCUCGCACAACGGUCGCCCUGGCUCGAUACCCUUCCGCUAAGGAUGCUUUCUUUCUUCCUCCACCAAGACUUCAUGACUCACAGCGCGAUGUCCUGUUGGACUUGAAGCAUCAGCUGUCUCAACUACCAGUACCAAACUUUGCAUCUAGUAUUUCUUACUUCCGCACCAUUGCCUUAGACCCAGAAAUUAUGUUUCAGAGAGACCCAGUGACUAUGGACAUGGAUGUGAUCACUCACAUGUAUACCUUGCCUGGAGAAGAUGAAAAGAAGAGGGAAAGAAAAUUGACAUUUUGUUUAGAAGCUGUUCUAGCUUACACUGCUGUCCAGGAGUAUGCCCUACAGUUUGUGGAGAAUCAUGGCCUGUCUGUUCUUCAACGUCUUCAGCAAGUAAUCACCGACUCCUGGGUACAGAUUUACAUCGCUUCCAUCCUUGCCAAUUUGUCACAGUGUCCCUCUCUCCUUGAUAUUAUUGUCCAGACAGGCUGGGUGUACAUUCUCCGCCAGUGGGCAGCCUCAGAGGAUGCAUUUCUCUCUCUUCUGGCUUUGACCACUCUGGCCAACUUGGACCAGGACUGGACCUCUCAUGACUUUUUCCAGGACAUGAUUUUGAUACAUCCAACGCAGAGGAACAGUAAACCAGCAAAAGCAGACAUUGUGUUUGUGCAUGGACUGAGAGGUGGUGCAGUAAGAACAUGGCGUCAAAAGGAUAAUGAUGAAGGAAUCACUUCACAAUGUUGGCCUAAGGACUGGUUGGCUGCUGACUGCCCACACAUUCGAAUCCUCAGCAUUGGGUACAAUUCAAGUCUGCAUCGCUGGGGGGACUAUUGCCCUUUUGAACAAGACAAACGAACCCUCGAAGGUCGAGGACACGAGCUGAUGAAAAAGCUAAAGCAAGCCGGUGUUGGCUCAAGACCCAUAAUCUGGGUUGGGCAUUCUAUGGGAGGUCUCCUCAUCAAACAAAUACUUGCUCUGAGUGGAGAAGAUCAAGAGUCGUCUGAUCUGAAGUCCAAUACCAAAGGCAUUGUUAUGUAUAGUGUUCCCCACCACGGCUCUGCCAUUGUGGACGCCAUGAUGUACGCAAAGUAUUUACUCUUCCCAUCUGUUGAAGUGCAAGAGCUCCUGACUACCUCCCCCAGACUGAGCGACCUGCAUGAUCAGUUUCUCAACUUUAUGACUACACACUCGGUGCCUCUGCUUAGUUUCGGGGAAAACGCAAAGACCGCUGUGGGAAGGCCUCUACCCAAGCUUUUAGUUGUCCCUCCAGGUUCUAGCGACCCUGGUUUUGGCAAGUUUGUCAGUUUACCUGUCAACCACAUCAACACAUGCAAGCCUCACAGUGAAAACGACAUCUCCUAUCAGCUGACUGUGGCUUUCAUCAAGGGUGUCAUUGAUAGGCUGGCGUAGCGGGUUGUGGUGUAGGAAAUUGUUGACAAACUCAAAACACUGGUGCAUUUUUCUGUAAAGGUCUGCAUAGAUGAAACAUAUAAGCAUUGUCUUAAUUGUCUGUCUUUGUUUCAACCCAUGUGUCAAAGCUUUUUAUGGUUUAAACCCUUUCAGUCUCAAUUUUGAUGAUCGUCGAAUUUGGGAUUGACUCCCAUUUUUGACGAUAGCCGAAAAUGCAUUGCUUCUUUCACUAAUAGAAUUUUUAUAUCGGCUAUUUAAAAUAAACGAGAGUUCCCGUUCUUUGUUGGCCACAAGCUACCCUUCCAUUUUAGCAUGGUUUUCGAAGUGAAGGGUAUGUUGGAGAAGAGUGCCAUUUUCUUUUCCCAAAACUUUGGUAUUCUGAUGUUCUCUUCUGCAUGUCUUCUAGAACCUCAUGAGUUUGAGAGUAUAUGAGUGUUUAUUGAAAAAUUACACUUUUUAUAAAAAGUUUGUUGAAAGUUGGCUUUUUUUAUUUAGUAAAAAUUCUUUUGAUAAAAAAAAAAUGAAAUUACAGUGUAAUAGAAUAUUAAUUCCAGAGUAAUAGUGACAUUAGAAAAUAUGACCUGGAAUGGAAUAGUUGAAGGGUUUAAUGACAAAGGUUUUCUUGACCCAAUGUUUGUGAAACGUAGAGCUAAAUUGAGAGCUCCAAUUGGCUCACUGGAUAAAGUGCAUUUUGCUAUGAACUAUAAAAAGUGAAUAGUGCGUUUUGCAAAAACACAAAAAUUUGAUCCUCAUAAAAACAUGGUUUGAGCACAUUUUGUCACAAACAAUCUACUAUAUUAGAUAAAGUCAUUAGUCAGGUCGCAAAUGAUAGAGAUAACUCAGUUUUUGUUAAAUCGACCUGGGGUGCAUUUUGCCAUGAAACCUUUCAAUAUGAUACAAUUUAAAGACCAAAAAACGAACGAAAAUCUGAACGUGUGUGAGCCAUUUUAGGAAUUGGGCUGUUGAUGAGUCAGUAUUGGUCUUUUAUUUAAUUUUUUUUUUUCUAUCUUGAAAAAAUUAUACUGAUUUAUACUGUGUUCUCUCGGUGUGUGAAAUUUUAUGGCAGCAGAAACUGUAUUUGUAAAUGCAAUUCAAUGUUUUGGCGAGGGUUCAUUGUGCUUUCAAUCUCAGUUUACUUUUUCAAACAUUUACUUGGGCAUGGAUUCAUCCCCCUGCUGUUUGUUCUUUAAUCGUUUGUGUAGAUUAAAUUAGAUUUGUAAUGGGGAUAUAUGGUUCUGACCUUGUAUGGCUUUUUUGUGCCCAUGCCCUUACAUGUUGUUGAAUCUAUGGUUCUCGACAGCGGUUGUCGGUGUUGAUUUGAAGAGUUAUAUAUACUGAAAAAGAACAUUGGCAGCUACUUUCUGCAGGAUAAGAUUUGUUCAAACUUUUAAAUUCCGGUCUUGUCUUUUUAUGCAAAUUUAAAUAUUAUUGGUAUCUUACCAGAAUGGCUUUUUAAAUUGUAGCCUAUGCAAAUGGCACAGCGAGAAUUAUGCCCUUAUGGCCGUACUCAUCUUUGGUGCCCUUUUAGUCUGUUACUGUAUUGAAAGGAUUUUCGACAAAGGAAAAGAACAUUUUUACAUUGCACCAAUCCAGCCCAGUUCAUGGUAUUGAGAAUUGCUCUGUAAGACUCUUUGCCAUGAGAAGAACUUGAAAGCAGAGUUGCUUUACUGUCUAGUUUAACUCUUUUUCAAAACUUUUUUCUUAUUCAUGACUCUAUAUAUUUAAGAAAUACAUGAACAGAUUCAUAAAAAAUACUUUUGUUCUUAUUAUGAAGUGACCAAAUCUUUGAAAGAAAAUGUCCCUCCAUUGCAGUUAUGUAUGCUUGUUAAAGUUUAUUGUUACAAUAUUUCCGUGAGGUUAUUUUCUAUAUUAGAUAAGAGAUUUAUUUAUCGAACAUAUUACAUAUAUUUUAAUGACUUUUCCUCCCACUAAUCCUGCAUCUGCUUUUGUACUGCCUACUUUUACUGAAUAUUUAAGGUAUUUGUCAACAUGUUUAUUUUUGUAUAUGGUAGGCUGCAUCAAACAACUUUCGGAUAAGGAAAUGAUGGUAGUCGAAAGAAAGAAAAGUUUCGAGUAAUUGGCUUGUAUAAGUUUUGGUGAAGUCUAAGACAGCCACCCAUUGUCAAGAAGAAAAAUAGCUGUCUUAGACAUAUGACCAUGGUAGGCAGGACGGAUCAUAAUGGGGGGAAGAAAACACAAAAAAGACAUUCCCUUCAGAAAUCCCAAUUGGAGGUAGUUGCAGGCUUCCUACUGGCAUAAGGCCCAUACAAAUUUAUUUAUUUUCUUUUGGGAGGAGAUUAGAAAGGUGCAGCUGUUGUUAGUGUUGAAUUCUAUGAAGUGUAUCAGACUAGAAGACAGUGUGCAAGGGUAAAACGGAAUGAAAUGAGUCCGAUGAGAAAGCCUGAAUGCAUUGGUUAAAUUUAAACAAACAGACAGGUUGCCACCACUCAGUGGACUAGCAACACUGCUGUCGCAAGUUCAUGUUAACGUUCAUUGUUAUCAACUUAGUAAACAGAGCGACUUCUCAUCUCGCUUAUGAUUUGUAUAUGGUUAGAGUUGUGGGUGGGGCUAAUAGAUCAUGACGGUCCAUAUGCCUCCUAAACUAGCAGCUGUAACAUUGUAACCAAUUGGUCAACUUGGGUAAACAGUAGGCGGGACCUGCGCAAUAUGAUCGGUUCAUUCGCCGGAGGAAAUAAAAAUAACGACAGGUGAAUGGAUUAUGACGGCUCAUCCACAGGGUCAGGGGCCGAUAUAUAAUUUAUGACAACGAGUCAGGUGAUGAGGGAUUUGCGUGGCCAUCUUAGACAGAUUUUUGGGCUGUUGGUUUAUCAAAUAUAGUGGUCGCAGCCACAUUGAACAGGUUAUCGUUUUUCCCAGUGUCGUUAUAUGUAGAAAAAAACUCGGGAGGAGGGGGGGGAAUGGAAAGUGACCAUUUGUACAGGUGGCUGGCUUAGCAGUUUCAACUACAUUAGUUGAAGUUUGCACGUAUUUCUGCAAGUGAUGGUUUCAUGGUUUCUCUGGUUCUGCUUUUCCUUGAUCUUUUGAACUAGAAAGAAAAUACUUUUUUUGUUGUUGUUGAUGCACAUGUAAUUGCUUAUUAGUAAUGACUGUCAUUUUUCUUCAGACAAACUGUUGCUAUAACAGAUAAAACUUUUUAUUUCUGUUUAACCAUUUCUCUAGGCAAAAUUUGUUUUGACGACAUUGUUAUUUUUGGUGAGGUGGGGUUUUUUUUUAAAGAAAGAUUCUUGUGUAUAGAUGUACACACUUUGAAUUGUAUGUUUGUUUAGAGUUUCUAACAAGCGACUGUGCUCUUUGCUUAAAAUAAACUGUGAUAUAUACAUGUAA
Molecule: messenger RNA, 5328 nt
Organism: Aplysia californica (California sea hare)
Lineage: Eukaryota; Metazoa; Mollusca; Gastropoda; Aplysiida; Aplysiidae
Product: protein SERAC1
Exons: 16
Coding region: 193-1983 (596 amino acids)
Source: RefSeq, a predicted model, not a curated record